This is a messenger RNA of Aspergillus fumigatus Af293, 1065 nucleotides long. NCBI's taxonomy places the organism in Eukaryota, Fungi, Ascomycota, Eurotiomycetes, Eurotiales, Aspergillaceae. The record is from RefSeq and is a predicted model, not a curated record.
AUGCUUCGAGUGAUGAACAUAUACAGGUUUAGCUUAACAGGGCAUACCAAGGCCCAAGUAUCGACGCUUGCCGGUAUUCUUCUACUACAACAUAAAAUCCAGUCCCAGUCCACAACCGAGGACAAGCACUUCGAUCCACUGGCAGGCAUCCUCCUCUCCGAACUCCUCAAACUGACCGUCUCCCUCCUCUGCAUCGCCCACACAGCAGAAGAGCCCCAAUCCCUCCUCGCAACCCUCAAGACAAACCACGAAGAAGCCACCCUCCCAGCCCUCCUCUACACCGCCGCAUCCUUCGCCCAAAGCAUCGGCGCCUCCUUCCUCCCCCUCCUCCAAUACCUCACCCUCUCCCAGACCAAACUCAUCCUCACCCCACUCCUCGCAACCUUCCUCCUCAACCAACGAUUCACCCUCCAGCACUGGACGUCCACCCUGACUAUGACAGCGGGGAUCAUUCUCGCCCAGACAGGCGCCAACGCCGCAGCAGAAACGCAGCCCCGCACCGCAGCCAACCCCAACAUCCACGCGCAUCCCCUCCUCCCAGGCAUCCUCGCCAUGCUGCUCUCUGGGUCCUGCGUCGCACUGGGAAGCCUCUCCAUCGAACGAUCGCUCAAGCGCGCCGCGAACAACAACACCACUACGACCGCGAAGGGGAGCGCGUUCUUCAUCCGCAACGCACAACUCGCCGCGCACAGUCUCCUCUUUGCACUCCUCUCGUUCCUCUGGAAGGAAAAGUGCCGAAUAGACGGAUCACGCUUCUUGGAAGGCUUCAAUCGCCUGGUCUGGGUGUUUGUGGUGCUCCAGGCGUCCGGUGGGUUCCUGGUGGCGUGGUGUGUGAGGGCGACGAGUUCUGUGACGAAGAACUAUGCGCAGGGGAUGGGGUUUGCGAUUGCGGCUGCGGGGCCGUUGGUUGUCGAGUCGAAGGAUGUUGAUGGGAAGGUGAGUGAUUUGCUUCAGCGCGGUGUUUUCGGAGAAUGCAUCGCUGAUGCGGAGGUUGGUAGCUUCUUGUCGGGGUUGUGCUUGUAUUGGGGGCGGUCGUUGGGUCGGCCUUCGCAGGGCAGAGUAUGA